AUGGGAGCUCAUGGAGAUCGCCGCCGCCACCGUCGUGAGGAGGUGGGGGUGCUGCUGGAUGAAGACGAGGAGUUCGAGCAGCACGGAGGAGGCUGCGGUGGCGGAGCGACGAGUGGGGUGGUGGAGCACGAAUUAGAAUUAGGCCAAGAUGGUGGAGGCGGCAUGGUGUUCGAGGCGAGCAGCAGCGUGGGGAGCGUGAGUGCGACCAUGGGCCCGCCCCCGAUCAUGUGCUGGCCGCCGCCGGCCCCGUCGCUGUCGUCGCAGCAGCAACAGCUCCACCACCAUAACCUAGUCAGCGACGGCGGCGGCGGCGGCGGCCAGGGCCCCUUCUUCCCGAUGCUACCGCCGCUGCCUCCGCAGCCUCCUCCGCCGCCGCCCUUCUUUGCGGACUUCUACGCCAGACGCGCGCUCCAGUUCGCGUACGACCACUCGGGCGGCGCGUCCUCCUCGUCCGACCCGCUCGGCGGCUUCGGCGCCGGGCUCUACAUGGGCCACCACGGGCAUGGCAUGAUGAUGCCGCCGCCCUUCGGGCCGUCGCCGUUCGGGGACUUCGGGCGGAUGACGGCGCAGGAGAUCAUGGACGCCAAGGCCCUGGCCGCGUCCAAGAGCCACAGCGAGGCCGAGCGCCGCCGCCGCGAGCGGAUCAACUCUCACCUCGCCCGUCUCCGCAGCCUCCUGCCCAACACGACCAAGACGGACAAGGCGUCGCUGCUGGCGGAGGUGAUCCAGCACGUCAAGGAGCUCAAGCGGCAGACGUCGGAGAUCCGGGAGGAGGCCUGCCCGCUCCCCACCGAGUCCGACGAGCUCACCGUCGACGCCUCCAGCGACGACGACGGCCGCCUCCUCGUCCGCGCGUCUCUCUGCUGCGACGACCGUGCCGACCUCCUGCCCGACCUCAUCCGCGCGCUCAAGGCGCUCCGCCUCCGCGCGCUCAAGGCCGAGAUCACCACCCUCGGCGGCCGCGUCAAGAACGUGCUCCUCGUCACUGAGGACGACACCCUCGGCCCGUGCGGCGACGACGAGGACGGCGCGCCGACGCCCAUGUCGCCGCAGCACACCGUCGCGUCCAUCCAGGAGGCGCUCAGGGCGGUCAUGGAGCGCACCUCCUCCUCGCCCGGCGGCGGCGGCGAGGACUCCGGGGGAUCGGCCAGCGGCGGGCUCAAGCGGCAGCGCACCACCAGCCUCUCGGCCAUCCUCGAGAACCGCUCCAUCUAG
Messenger RNA from Lolium rigidum, 1215 nucleotides. RefSeq names its product transcription factor bHLH30-like. Gene Ontology annotation, biological process: regulation of DNA-templated transcription. Bases 1 to 1215 code for a protein of 404 amino acids. NCBI's taxonomy places the organism in Eukaryota, Viridiplantae, Streptophyta, Magnoliopsida, Poales, Poaceae. Gene Ontology annotation, molecular function: protein dimerization activity; DNA-binding transcription factor activity. The record is from RefSeq and is a predicted model, not a curated record. The transcript is spliced from 2 exons.